Molecule: messenger RNA, 1153 nt
Organism: Triplophysa dalaica
Lineage: Eukaryota; Metazoa; Chordata; Actinopteri; Cypriniformes; Nemacheilidae
Gene: lysmd1
Product: LysM, putative peptidoglycan-binding, domain containing 1
Exons: 3
Coding region: 1-615 (204 amino acids)
Source: RefSeq, a predicted model, not a curated record
AUGUCCGCGGAUCACGCAUCGUCCCUUUCCGGGACUGACGGCCUCCUCCGCGGUCACCGGAGCCGGUCAUACGGCAGUCUUGUGUCUUCUUCGUUAUCACCCGCCAUUAGACAAAGACGUAUUGAGCACAAAGUUAAGCCCGGUGACACUUUACAAGGACUGUCACUUAAGUAUGGCGUGUCGAUGGAGCAAAUCAAAAGGACAAACAGACUGUACACAAACGAUUCAAUAUUCCUCAAGGAAUCACUUUUUAUCCCAGUACUGACCGGGACUUUAUCUUUUACAAAUGGAGUGAAUGUAAGGGAGGAGGAAACAAGUCAAGCACAAACACACUCCGAGGUUCCUCAAGAGAGCCAAACAGACUGUAGUAGUUCUGACGGGAAUGCUGAUCUCUCACCAGUGGAAUACCUGAAAAAGAUCGACAGUCUGAUCAGUCAGUCUAAACAAGCUGCUGUGAGGACCUGCCAGGAGGGAGAGAAACAGUUUUCCUUUAUAGAACAACUCCAUUAUGACAACCUGGCGUCCCAGCAGCCGGUACUGGGAGCUGUUCCUGUUACAAUCACCAAACGCACACGGAAUUUGAGAGACAGGGAAGAUGAGAUCUUUCAGCUGUGAUCGGGGCUGCAUAUAAGGAAACAAUUUCUACGUUUUUUGAACUGUGAAAUAUUUUUUAGGGCUUCCUAUACUUUAAACAGCAACAUUGUAUUUGGCAAAGGGAUUGAUGGGGUGUGCUGUAUACCAGUGGUUGUGUGAGACAUUAAGUGCUUUAUCAUAAAUGCAGCCAGAGUUUUAGGUAUUAGGUAUUAGCAAUGUAAUGCCCAUAAGUGAAUUGUAAUUCAAGGCAAUGUUGCUGUAUCUCUUAAACAUUAACCAAACCAAUACCAGAGUUAUGAGUAUAGUGUAUAACUGCAUUACUGCCAAGAGUUUAGAUAUUUAAUACUUCUACCUCACAAGUACCCUAUGUAGGAUCAUUUAAGGUUUAAAUAAAAAAGUAGAUUUUUCAUGUGCCAUGAGACAUCUUUCAGAUCGAUCUGUAAACUUUCAAUCGAGCAGAUUCUGUGCUGUUACAUUUUGUUCUGUUCCGUUUACAAUGUGCUAAAGCUUUCAAUGCCGCAAGUAAUUAACAAAACACAAUAAAGACUUGAUUUGGUUU